UGUGUUCUCGUCAUUGUUUACAUUCGUUUACACAUAACCUGAUAUAACCUUUCAGAUGUUUACGAGGGGCAUAAAGAUACAAAAACACUUUGUUGAUAUCGAAAUAAUUUCGAAGCCAUACCUUAUUAUUUUCUCGCAAUGUAGAACACAUUCACUCAUUUACUCUUCAGUCUCUGCUCGUGAUACCUGAAAGUGAUUUCGUAGAUAACAUUAGUCAAUGUGCAAGUUACAAUACAAAUAAAAUUACGGGGAAAAAAGGAAUGGCAAAUCGAUAAAUAUUUAAUUCACUGUUAUGUAACAUUGAUUGUCAAAUACUUAACUAGCAUCAAAACGUUAAUCUCGUUGUGAGAUUUUAAAAACAUUCGUUAAAAUGGUAAUUCCGAGGAGAUUACGCGAAAUCUUGAAAACGUGGUUUAAUUUACGCAAAAGAACGAGGCAAGGUGUGCAAUCUGCAAAAGAUGCAGCUUUUCGCGGUGGUACUAUUGUUAUUAGUGUUAUUUUCAUAAUUUGGUUAUCUAUAUUUCUUUAUACGGCUUUUUACUAUGCUUAUAUGCCCAGUAUGUCGUACGUGCGUCCUGUACAUUUACAAUUCAAAUCAUGUGAUAAACAAAAAGGAAUCUGUAGUUUUCCAUACGCUCAUGUACAGUUAACCAAAAAGCAACAGCUUUUGAUGGUAGGGCAACCGUACAAAGUAAAUUUACAUUUAGAAAUGCCAGAAUCCCCAGCUAACAAGGAACUUGGUAUGUUUAUGGUUUGUGCUCAAAUGCGAAGCCGUGAUGGAUACCUUGUAGAUCAUACAUGUAGAUCAACAAUGUUACAUUAUCGUAGUACAUUAUUACAUAUGCUUACAACUCUCACAUUUUCACCUAUGAUGAUUUUUGGAAGUGUUGAGGAGAAGCAAGAUGUUGUUCUUGAAUUAUUCAAUAAUUUUGAAGAGGAUCAGAGUCACCCAGUAACACAUUUUUUUCUCGAAAUUCAAUCACGGCAUAUUGAGUUCUAUUCUGCGACUCUUAUGAUAAAUGCUCAUUUAUCAGGAUUACGUUACAUAAUGUUUAACUGGCCAAUUUUAUCAACAAUUGUUGGUAUUGGUACAAACUUGUUUUUCAUAACACUCGUAUGUACAUUGUCGUACCUACACUUUGCAAUUGAAGAAGAAAAUACGGAUGAAAGUUUCACUUAUGAAAAAGGCGAGAUAGAAGAUGAGAGUGAUUUUAUGGUUAAUAAUGAUUUGUCAGAUACAUCAUCUCAGGAAGACACAUCAUCUAUUUCUCUAGUACGCCUUAAAGGUGACACAGAAACAGAACAGUUUAAGGGAGAACCGGGUUAUAUCCAAGAAAUUUCUACGCUACUUGCUGAAUCAUCGAGUGCCCAAAUGGAUAAAUGAAUGUUUGCUAGUUUGUAAUUUGAUGUAAUGUAAGAAUAAGUAAAAUAAUUAUUAUUUUGUUAUAAAAGUUUAUAAUAUAUAUCUAUGUAUAAUUAUUGAA
Linepithema humile (Argentine ant) is the source of this 1484-nucleotide messenger RNA. It is a transcript of the gene Seipin, whose product is annotated as lipid droplet biogenesis associated protein seipin. Lineage: Eukaryota; Metazoa; Arthropoda; Insecta; Hymenoptera; Formicidae. The record is from RefSeq and is a predicted model, not a curated record. Gene Ontology annotation, biological process: lipid storage; lipid droplet organization. Gene Ontology annotation, cellular component: endoplasmic reticulum membrane.